Closterium sp. Yama58-4 is the source of this 306-nucleotide messenger RNA. The record is from the annotation of a GenBank genome assembly. Lineage: Eukaryota; Viridiplantae; Streptophyta; Zygnematophyceae; Desmidiales; Closteriaceae.
AUGGCUAGGACAGCACGAAGUGCGCUAGUGACGCUGCUUCUGUUGGCGCUCCUUCUAGCAUCAGCAUAUGUCACUCCUGCGUACUCGCGGUUCGUCUCCCAUCGGCGCAAUCUGGCCCUCAAGGCCCUCUCCCUCGAGUCCGACGCGCCGACGAAUUCCGUCCAGGUGCCAACGACCAGCGUGAAAGUGGAAGUCCUGACUGGUUCCCUUGUGAAUGGGGUCGUCGUGGGGGCCGGCGUGAUUGGUGAGGGGGAGGAUAACCUCACGGAGCCGCUGCCUGGGGGAGAAAAUGGUGGUGGCGCGUAA